AUGAAAAGAAGAUUGAUUACCUUGUCUUCUCCAUUGUUCCGAAAGCAACAAUUGUUUGACACUUUGUCUUGUUCAAGCCAUCAUCAAUUUCAUGUCAAUUUAUUAUCUUGCGCGGAAACAACCAAUCCAUCUUCAACAACUACAACCAAUGGUGGUGUGGCUGCCACGAUCAAAGAUCCAGAACCACCAGUCAAUGUUGAAAAAGGAAUUCAUGAUCGACAAGUGUCAUUUGCAAAAUCCACACACAAACCCAAAGAAAAAAAGAAUUUAGUAAUAUUGGGAAGUGGAUGGGGAGGAUUUAGAUUAUUGAAAGAAAUUGAUAUGGAGAAGUAUAACGUUUAUUUAAGUACACCUAGAAAUCAUUUUCUAUUCACUCCAUUGUUACCAGGAGCAGCGUGUGGUACAGUCGAGUUGAGAUCCAUCAUUGAACCAGUACGACGUGCUGUGUAUCAUGAAGAUUAUCAUUAUUUUGAAGGAAAAGCCAUUGCCAUUGAUACUGAAAAUCGACGAGUCAUUUGCAAACCUAAUUAUGAACAAGAUCCAAAUUUUUCCCUUAAUUAUGACGAACUAGUCAUUGCCAUUGGAUGUGAUGUCAAUGAUUUUGGAGUUCCAGGCGUGAAAGAAUAUGCGUAUCCUAUUAAGGAAAUUCAGCAUGCUCGAGCCAUUAGAAAUCAAGUCAUUCAAUGUUUCGAGAGAGCUGCCAACCCAUCCACUCCUGUUCAUCUUAGAGAAACACUAUUACACUUUGUUAUCGUGGGUGCUGGUCCUACAGGUAUUGAAUAUGCUGCAGAAUUACAUGAUCUCAUUCGAGAUUUAUCCAAACAUUUUCCUCCAGACAUUGUCGAAGAAGUUCGUUUAACUGUUUUAGAAGCAGGAAGUACCGUAUUAAGUGCGUUUGAUACAUCACUUCAAAGAUAUACACAAAAAUUCUUCCGUCGUAAUCACAUCAAAAUUCGAACCAAUCAACAAGUGAAACGAGUUAUUUCUCAAAAUGCUGUGGAAUUACAUGAUGGAUCUAUAAUUGAAUGUGGACUUGUCGUUUGGAGUGCCGGUAUUCGUCCUCGCUCUAUUCCAGUGUCUCAGGGACCUCCUCUUCCCAUUGAUCCAAAAACAAAGAAAAUUCUUGUCAGUGAUCAUCUCCAAGUGAAAGGAUUUGAAAAUAUUUAUGCUAUUGGAGAUGUAUCAUUAAUUGAAAGCAUGCCACUCGCAGCAACAGCACAGGUUGCACAACAAGAAGGCCUGUAUUUAGCUCGUGCAUUGAAUGGAACCAUUCCAAAAGAAAAACCUUUUGUUUAUCAUCAUUCAGGUCAAUUAGCAUAUAUUGGAAAUUAUAGAGCUAUCAGUCAGGUAGGAGCAUUGAAGAGUGGAGGGUUUUUGAGUUGGGUAUUUUGGAGAUCUGCUUAUUUGACAAAAUUGGUUUCUAUUAAGAACAAGUUCAAUGUUUUGAUGAAUUGGACAAGUACCUUCUUCUUUGGAAGAGAUAUUAGUAGAUUUUAA
Naegleria lovaniensis is the source of this 1497-nucleotide messenger RNA. RefSeq lists its product as uncharacterized. Bases 1 to 1497 code for a protein of 498 amino acids. The record is from RefSeq and is a predicted model, not a curated record. The transcript has 4 exons. NCBI's taxonomy places the organism in Eukaryota, Heterolobosea, Eutetramitea, Acrasida, Naegleriidae. Gene Ontology annotation, molecular function: NADH dehydrogenase activity.